Molecule: messenger RNA, 438 nt
Organism: Loa loa (African eye worm)
Lineage: Eukaryota; Metazoa; Nematoda; Chromadorea; Rhabditida; Onchocercidae
Exons: 2
Coding region: 1-438 (145 amino acids)
Source: RefSeq, a predicted model, not a curated record
AUGAUUAUUUAUUUUUUACUAUUCAUCCUUAUUAUUGCUCAUUUUCAACAAAUUCAUUCAUUGCGUUGCAAAUGCAAUGCAAAUCGUGGACCAUCACAUUGCACUGGUGAUUUUUGCGAUAUACAUAAUCGUAAUGGUAAACGUGCAGCAUGCGGUGCAUUACGACGUGCACAUCAAACUAUUUUUGCAUGCGUAUUAAUUCGUCAAACAUCCAAUGAUACAUAUUGCCAUGUAAUUGGUAGUACAACAGCAUCUAGAACAAUGAAAUCAAUAAUUUUACAUAAAAAUAAUAAACAAUCGAUAAAACCGAAAAUUAAUCCUGCAAUUGAAAUUGAUAUCGCAGAAACGAUAAAACUUACACCACAACGGCAAAAUCCACCAACGGUUAUUACGGAAAUAAUUUCCGACAACUAUGAUUAUACAUUAGAUGAAGAGUGA